Messenger RNA from Fukomys damarensis (Damara mole-rat), 1163 nucleotides. RefSeq names its product CD209 molecule (gene Cd209). The record is from RefSeq and is a predicted model, not a curated record. NCBI's taxonomy places the organism in Eukaryota, Metazoa, Chordata, Mammalia, Rodentia, Bathyergidae. The transcript is spliced from 7 exons. Bases 82 to 801 code for a protein of 239 amino acids.
GAUCCAGGGAGUGAGGCUCAGGGGGUGGACAUAAAAGCUGUGGUCUCCACCUGUCCUGAGCACUGAGGGACAGCGGUGAACAUGAGUAACAACAGGGCACAGCAGCAGCUGGGCCCCCUGGAUGAAGAGGAACUGAUAACCAGCGGCCCCAAAUGUUUCACAAAAAGCUUUGGAUGCCAACCAACUUCUACAUUCAACUGCUAUGGAGGGUGUCUGGGAAAUUACUCCAUCUCCCUGCUCCUACAGAUACUCGCCCUCACGUUAUUUGCUGGACUCCUGUUGGCCAUCCUUGCCCAAGUCUCCAGAGGCCCCAGCUUGCAGGAACUGGAGCAGGAGCAGUCAAAGCAGGAGAAGAUCUUCCAGGAACUUAACCAGCUGAAGACUAGAGUCGACCGUCUGUGCCGCCCCUGCCCCUGGGACUGGACCAUCUUCCAAGGAAGGUGCUACUUCUUCUCCAAGUCCCAACGGGACUGGCAUGAGUCCGUCACCGCCUGCCAGGAAGCAGGGGCUCAGCUCGUUAUUGUGGAGAGCGCUGAGGAGCAGAGCUUCCUGCAGCAGACUUCUAAGAGUAAAGGCCGCACCUGGAUGGGACUCUCAGACCUGAACAAGGAAUCCGAGUGGCGCUGGGUGGACGGCUCGCCUCUGUCGCUCAGCUUCAUGAAGUACUGGAACCCAGGCGAGCCCAACAGCUCGGGGGAGGAAGACUGUGCAGAGUUUUAUGGCGAUGGAUGGAACGACUCCAAAUGCCAUGUCCACAAAUUCUUCAUCUGUGAACGGUCUGCAGCUUCCUGUUCCACCUGACGGCCAAGCCCCUCUCACAGCCCCUGCAGCUCCAGCCCGCCCACCCCGUGCACAGAAUCACCCGCAUUUAGGCCAGCUCCUCCCCUUCAUCUGUUGGCACUACGUAUUUAACUUGGUGCUGGGUAUCUUCUACUGUCCAUGUCAUCUGUGCGACUUGGCCCCGGCUGCCCUCAGCGAUGUCCCCUGCAGUAGCGUCUUUCCUUCCUACCCUACCCACCCUCUUUUCUCUGCCCCUCCUCUGCUUGUGAAUCCCCUCCCAGAUAAACUACAACUAUCCAAACACUUGCCUGAGGCUCUGCUUCUUGGGAAAGCCUAAGCAAUUUAGAGUGUGUCGUUUUUUGUUUUUUUUUGGGGGGGGGUUG